Messenger RNA from Aspergillus lentulus, 2010 nucleotides. Lineage: Eukaryota; Fungi; Ascomycota; Eurotiomycetes; Eurotiales; Aspergillaceae. The record is from RefSeq and is a predicted model, not a curated record.
AUGGCGCCCCUUCUGACCCGUCUACAAGAUUGUGGGUGGACUUCUGCUGAUGUCCCCGAGAUCAAGGACAAGAAGGCAUCAAUUACGUUACGGGACUCUGUGGAUCUCUCACUUUCUUAUAGUCCAGAGAACCUCUGCAGUGCCUUUAUCUCAGAAUAUCAGCGCUCUCUCGGUCUUCAACCUGGCAUCAUAACGCUACUCAAUGCCAGUUGGCUGGUCACCGUACGCUGUUUCUGUCCGGUUCAGGACAUCCACCUGGGUCUGCAUUCGCCGGGAGUCUACUUCAUCGCCAGAUUACCGCAUAGGGCACACCGUCAAGUCGCCAUCGACCUGAACUGCGAGGCCCCGGUCAGAAAUCUAGUUCGAGAUGUCUCCCUCCUUCAGUCUGAGGCGACGUCGCACAUGUCACUGGGCGACGAUGUUUCCAACGAGGCUCCAGAGAAAUUUCUGACGACCACGAUUAGCUACGCAGAAGAAUUAUCUGCCUUGACAGGGAGAUCUAGCAAUGGAGAUCUGAACAAAGAGAUCCGACAGCCCAUCAAUUCCAAACUCUUCCUGCGCAUCUCUCAGGCAAAUGGCGAACUUCACGCCAAGCUCACCUUCUCCGUCUCUGACGUUUCCAGAGACCUUGCACUUAAACCCUAUGAAGUGCUGCUGCACGACUUAGCCUUGCAGCAUGCACAACUAACUCCUCAUGCUCCGGCUGUUCAUUCCUGGGAUGGUGACCUGACCUAUGCACAGCUGGAUGAUGCAACCUCCCGACUUGGACAGUUUCUCGCCAGUAUAGGUGGAGGCCUGGGUACAUUUGUAAUCAGCUGUUUUGAGAAGUCCACGUGGGCAAUUGUGGCCCGCCUGGCUAUAUUGAAAGCUGGCGCCACAUACAUCUCUGUUGACGCAACAGAUCCACCUAUUUUCCUUGAGAAUGUGAUCCACUGCCGACACAGCCGCGUGCUGCAAUUUGAUGACUACGCGUUUGAUAUCAGCAAUAAUGACUAUUUGACCACCUUUAUUGCUGGUGGAUGCUGCUGUGUUCACACCCCGAGCAAGUCUGUGUCUACUCUCGUGGAGGACAUCAACACCCUUCAGGUUAACAUGACCUUUCUGACCCCAACUAUCGCCGCUCAGAUUUCCCCUCUGGAUGUGCCAACGUUGGAGUUGGUCUGCCUUGGUGGUGAGCCGAUGUCAAACGAUCUCCUGAUGAGGUGGUCCCCUCAUGUGAGACUGGUAAAUCAGUAUGGCAUGGGGGAGGCUGCUACCUUCUGCGCUUACAACGACCAACUCCAAACAGGCCAGAACGCCAUCGUCGGACGCAGCGGGAGCGGAGCCAUUUGGAUAACAAGUUCAGACUCUCCAGAGCUCCUUAUGCCUGUCGGGGCUGUAGGCGAGAUUAUAAUUGAAGGGCCCCACCUGGCCCGAGGGUACCUGGACAGUGUCUGCCAGAAGCCUGGCAUUGGGUUCCUACCAAAUGCACCAACCUGGCUCAAAGAUCUUCAUCCUUCUCGUGCGGUCACAUCGAGGUUCUAUCGCUCCGGGGACCUGGGAAGAUAUACACAUGCAGGGACUGUGGAACAUUUGGGCCGCAAGGACACCCUACUCAAAAUUAAUGGAUAUCAAGUCGAAGCCACUGAGGUCGAGUACAUCCUCCGCAGGUCGCUGAGCCCCGGGGACGCGGUCAUCGUGGACCUACUUGGCGAGAUCGGUGGCCCCUGUGAGCCGUUUCUAGUGGCUUUCCUAUCCUUGACUAACAAUGAAGACUCUUUCGUCCCCGCUGCUUCUAACAACUCGGUCGAUUUUCUUCCGGUCACUAGUCACCAUUCGGCUCAUCGAUUGGUGCAAAGAAUGAAAGCUGAGGUCAUGGCUACGCUCCCAGUCCACAAAAUCCCGGAAUACUUUAUUCUCGUCAAUCAGAUUCCCAGAACCAGGUCUAAUAAAACUGACCGCCGCAAAUUGCACCAUCUCGCGCAGAAGUCGUACUUGUCGGGGGUCCUAAGUAAGGUCUGCAACAAAUAA